AUGGUGAAUGAAAUUAAGAAAACUGAGGAAAAUGUCAUCAGUACAUUAAGUGUCAUUAAGCAAACAGUUUCAGAUUUUACGGACAUGUUUGCAGAUAUGAAGGGAAACAUAACGGACGAAAUGUCACAGAAAAGUGACGAGAUAAAAAGAAGAGAAGAAUCCUUCAAGAAUUUAUUUGAGCAGACAAGAACAAACCUCACGAGUGACAUGGAAGCUAAAAGAGAAGAACUUACUCAACUUCAAGGAAAACUUGAACGACCUUCGAUCGCUUUCCAUGCACAUCACGUGGCAAAUUUGGUUCUUGAUACUACAGAUGAGAUUGUUAUAUUUACGAAAAUUUUGAUUAACGAGGGAACGGGUUACGACACUUCUACUGGGAUUUUUACAGCACCUGUUGGAGGCCUGUACCAGUUUUCUGUGCAUACAUGUGUUUAUGUUGGAAAAUAUGCUUUUAUUGGUCUGGUGUUGGAAGGUCAA
Ruditapes philippinarum (Manila clam) is the source of this 477-nucleotide messenger RNA. Its product is annotated as heavy metal-binding protein HIP-like. The transcript is spliced from 3 exons. The annotation marks the transcript as partial. NCBI's taxonomy places the organism in Eukaryota, Metazoa, Mollusca, Bivalvia, Venerida, Veneridae. The record is from RefSeq and is a predicted model, not a curated record. Gene Ontology annotation, molecular function: protein binding.